CGACCACUUAAUGCUUUUAUGCUAUACCGGAGCGAAAGAAAGGUUCUUUUUGGCAGUCGUUUUCAUGCAAAAGAGGUCUCUAAAAUGCUCGGCCAGAUGUGGAGACGGGAGCCAGACACUACUAAGGCGUUUUACCAGAAAAAGGCAGAUAGAAUGAAACUGGAACAUUUGUCGAAAUAUCCUGAAUACAGGUAUCUCCCACAAUCAAGAAAGAAAACCACAGCAAAACAACACAAUGAUAGUGAUGCA
Molecule: messenger RNA, 249 nt
Organism: Mycotypha africana
Lineage: Eukaryota; Fungi; Mucoromycota; Mucoromycetes; Mucorales; Mycotyphaceae
Product: high mobility group box domain-containing protein
Exons: 1
Biological process (GO): cell differentiation; anatomical structure morphogenesis; regulation of DNA-templated transcription
Molecular function (GO): DNA-binding transcription factor activity, RNA polymerase II-specific; RNA polymerase II cis-regulatory region sequence-specific DNA binding
Source: RefSeq, a predicted model, not a curated record